Molecule: messenger RNA, 1500 nt
Organism: Cutaneotrichosporon oleaginosum
Lineage: Eukaryota; Fungi; Basidiomycota; Tremellomycetes; Trichosporonales; Trichosporonaceae
Biological process (GO): iron ion transmembrane transport
Cellular component (GO): plasma membrane; high-affinity iron permease complex
Molecular function (GO): ferrous iron transmembrane transporter activity
Source: RefSeq, a predicted model, not a curated record
CCCUGCUCAGUCAAGUAGCUUCCCACUCCGGCUUCAGUCACCCCUCUCAUCCCCUACCCACGACCAGCAGCCAACAUGGGUAACAACGUGUUCAACGUGCCCAUUUUCUUCAUCGUCUUCCGCGAGGUGAUCGAAGCGGCCAUUAUCGUCUCGGUUCUGCUUUCCUUCGUCGAGCAGCUCAUGAACUCGGGCCGCCUGUCGCCCACCGAGCGCAUCGACGAGGCUGUGGGACCCGACGAUGGUCCCCAUAACGAAAAGGUCAAGAGGAUUGUCAAGCGUAUGCGCUACCAGAUCUGGGCGGGCACUUUCGUCGGCUUCUUCAUCGCGCUCUGCAUCGGUGCGGCCUUCAUCGCAGUCUUCUACACCAAGCUCAGCGACCUCUGGUCCAAGUCCGAGCAGCUGUGGGAGGGUGUCUUCAGCCUCAUCGCCUCCAUUCUCAUCUUCCUCAUGGGCAUCGCCUUCCUGAAGAUGGACCGCUCGCGCAUCAAGUGGCGCUACAAGCUUGCCGCGGCGUUCGACCACAAGUCCGCCAAGAUGAUGGCCGAGUCCGGCCAAGGCCCCGCGUACAAGAAGCCAUCGUGGACGGCCAAGUGGUCGCUUUUCCUCCUUCCCCUAAUCACGCUGCUGCGUGAGGGUCUUGAGGCCGUGGUUUUCGUCGGCGGUGUGUCUCUCGGCAUUCCCGCGACUUCCAUCCCCCUCCCCGUCGUCGUCGGCCUCAUCGCCGGCGCCAUCGUCGGCUACCUCAUCUACAAGACGGGUUCGAGCACCACCCUCCACUGGUUCCUCAUCAUCUCCACCACCAUCCUCUUCCUCAUCGGCGCCGGCCUCUUCUCCAAGGCCAUCGGUUUCUUCCAGUACUACAAGUUUGCCAAGGCCGUGGGCGGCGACGUCGCCGAGUCCGGCGACGGGCCCGGCUCGUACGACGUCCACGGCAACGUCUGGCACAUCACCUUCGGCAACCCCGAGACCGGCUCGCCAACCACCAACGGCGGCUGGCAGAUCUUCAACGCCAUCUUCGGCUGGAACAACAACGCAUCUCUCGGCACAAUCCUCGGAUACUGCUUCUACUGGAUCGCCGUCAUGGCCGCCCUCAUCUACUACAAGUGGACCGAGGGGCGCGUUACCUGCGGCGGCCGCGUCAAGUCUGCCGCGGCGAAGCGGCUCGAAGCUCGCCGCGAAGAGCGCCUCGCGGCCGCGAACGCCUACGAUGCCGGCGUGUACGAAUCGAAGCACGACGGCGACUCGGCCACACAGGGCUCGGGCACGCCGCCCGAGGAGAAGAACAAGCGUGACCUUACUGUGUAGAAGAGACGCAGAGGAGAUCGACAGCAUCAUACGUAGAAGCGCACAUACCACCGGUGGCCUGCUCCAGUGCCUCACAUUGGUACUGGCACCAGCUGCAGUCUGGCACCGCUAUAAUUAUGCCCUGGGGGUCAGGUGAAUGCAAUGCUUUGGUGAGAGUUUGGGCCGGGUGAGAGAUCGAGCCAGACGGAAACGACG